This is a messenger RNA of Lycium barbarum (goji berry), 1055 nucleotides long. RefSeq names its product putative GEM-like protein 8. Lineage: Eukaryota; Viridiplantae; Streptophyta; Magnoliopsida; Solanales; Solanaceae. The coding region runs from base 175 to 870 and encodes 231 amino acids. The record is from RefSeq and is a predicted model, not a curated record. The transcript has 4 exons.
UACAAAAAUCAGUUAAAAGAUUCAUCAACUCCUCCACAAACCCCUAUAUAUAAUACUACAAGGAAUGUUCUUAAACCAUCAACCAGACUUAAAUAUUUCUCACUGACCUUCACAAUACAGGCAAUAUUCCCCUUCACAAUACAGGCAAUAUUCCAUCUCAAAAUCAGAAUCACAAUGAAGAACUUACUCGGUGGAAAUUUGGCAGGUAUCCCCAUGAGUUCAGCAGUAUGCUCAAUUGAAAGGCAGCCAAAAAGACUACUGGCCCUAUCUGCUUGUGAAGACCAUAUUGUUCCAUAUGCAACUUCAAAGAACUUAUCUCAAAUAAAGCAAAGAAAAUAUGUCAUUGGUAAGAUGAACAAAUUGGGAGAAAGGAUGGACUGUCUUGCACAAGGCAUCCGUGAGCAUGUGAGCCUAGGCCCGAAACUAACAGAAACUUUAAAGGGAAAAUUGAGCCUUGGAGCAAAAAUUCUUCAAGUAGGGGGUUUGAAGAAGAUAUUCAACCAGAAGUUUAGUGUUAGAGAUGAUGAAAAGCUAUUGAAGGUUUCUCAAUGCUAUUUAUCAACAACAGCUGGUCCAAUAGCAGGCCUUCUCUUCGUCUCUACUGUUAGGGUUGCUUUCUGCAGUGAGAGAUCAAUAAAGCUCUUAUCUCCAACUGGAGAGUUACUUAGAAUUCGUUAUAAGGUAUCGAUCCCAAUAAGUAAGAUGACGAAAGCAAAAGAGAGUGAAAAUAUGGAAAAGCCAUCACAGAAGUAUAUACAGUUAGUUACAGAGGAUGAAUUUGAGUUCUGGUUUAUGGGAUUCCUCAAUCAUCAAAAGACUCUGAGAUGUCUGCAGCAGGCAAUCUCAAGUUCAAGCAAGAUAAGAAGAUAACGUUUUUUUCCUCUCGUUCUUCAAUGUAAAAUGUUCAUGGCAAAAUGAAGUUAGAGAUCUGUUAAAACUAGUAACUAGAUCCAUUGCUCAAAGGAGGCUUUAGGUUCAAGCUUUGUGCCUUAUGAGCUGAUGUGAAUGUAUAGACUUAUUGUAAAACUUAUGCAAACAGAUGUGUUUUCUUUAAA